GCACCCUUCCAAAACCAAAACAACAUCUCUAGCAAUACACACCAAACUGAACAUGUGCAGAGUGACUCCACACGAUAUGUCUUAUCAGGAGAUAAGAGGGGGACACUGGAAGAAGGGGAGAUCAGAGAAGUCAGGAACAAACAGCGUUUUUACACAAUGCAGAGGAUUAACCCCUUAGGUUCCACAGUGAGUAUAACUAGUAUGUUUUACUGCCAGGGGCGGACUGACAACUCAUGGGGCCCCCGGGCAAUAGGGGAUCAUGGGGCCCCUGUGUCCUUGCCCAAACUCAAAAAAGCCUCACAGAAAGAAAGCUAUAUUUGUGGGGGAAAAAAUGACAUAUAUUUAAUUUAUGUACAGCAUUGCAUGACAGCUCAAUUGUCAGUUAAAGUAACACAGCGCCGUAUUGCAAAAAAAAAAGGGGCCCCCUGGCAAUAGGGGAUCAUGGGGCCCCUGUGUCCUUGCCCAAACUCAAAAAAGCCUAUGAAAAAGGUACCAGGGCCAUCUCAUGGGGCCCCCUAUUUACCCCGGGUCCUCGGGCAGUGCCCGAGUUUCCAAAUGGUCAGUCCGCCCCUGC
Staurois parvus is the source of this 574-nucleotide messenger RNA. The record is from the annotation of a GenBank genome assembly. Lineage: Eukaryota; Metazoa; Chordata; Amphibia; Anura; Ranidae.